This is a messenger RNA of Zingiber officinale, 2636 nucleotides long. RefSeq lists its product as uncharacterized. Lineage: Eukaryota; Viridiplantae; Streptophyta; Magnoliopsida; Zingiberales; Zingiberaceae. Gene Ontology annotation, molecular function: RNA binding. Gene Ontology annotation, cellular component: cytoplasmic stress granule. The transcript has 13 exons. Gene Ontology annotation, biological process: cytoplasmic stress granule assembly. The record is from RefSeq and is a predicted model, not a curated record. Bases 99 to 1385 code for a protein of 428 amino acids.
AGGCCGGUUCGUUUUCUACUGACAAUUCCUUCCUUUCGAAGAAACGAAGAAGAGCGGCCGCGAGAUAGCGAGGAGAGGAGAGCGAGAAGAUUCCGGCUAUGCCAAUGCCUUCGAGGAAAGAAAGCGUAAACGAGGAGAUUCCCACAGCCUCCUCUCUUGGCGACGCCUUGCUGUACACCACGAUGUGCAUCGUCGGCCUCCCCGUCGAAGUCCAGGUCAAGGACGGAUCCCUCUACUGCGGCAUCUUGCACACUGCCUGCUUCGAAAAGGACCACGGUGUUGUGUUGAAGAAAGCGACGAAAGUAGGGAAAGGGAAAUGUCUCACUAACUUAGCAUUAGGAGAUUGUGUGGAUACUCUCAUCGUGCUUUCGUCUGAUCUUGUUCAAGUAGUCGUAAAGGGUUUUAUACUUCCAGCUGAAGGCGUUGUUGACCGUGUCUCUGGCAAAAGUGCAGAGUCAGUGAAUCAUGUUGAGUCCCAUUCAUGUAGUAGGGAAAUAGAAAGUGAAGAAAAGGGAUCGACAUUUCACAACUCUGACGCUUCAAGACAGGACACAGGGUGCCAAGCUGAUGGAGACAAAGAGGAGAAUCCAAUUUUCGAGGUGGCCCAUGGAGCUCCUUCAAGUCCUAUCCCAAACAGCAAUGGAAGAAAUAGCGACCUUUCUUCUCUACCUGUCCGGUUAGCUACUCAAGAAAGCGAAGCUUCCAAAGCAUCGAUCUCAUCAGAUACUAGAACUUCAGUUUGUUCAUCAGAUACUACAACCACCAAUUCAUGUGCUAAUGGAUUAGUACCAUCUAAUACAACAAUCCCUAAGAAAAUUAAAGCUGGAAGUAUUAUUACUAAGGAAUCAAAGCUCAAUCCAGGUGCAAAGGAUUUCACACCGUCAACAGCAAAUUUUAGACAAGCACUAGCACCCGUGCCCAGACUAAUAAGCCCGAGUCAAAUGUCGAAUAGCCUUUCUAUGGUGCCUGCUGUAGGUGCACAAUUAGGAAAUGAGAUGAACUCUCUAGCAAGCCGUCUCACAGUACCAAGUAAAGUGGUUCCGUACAAUAACCUAAUUGUUGCACAACCUGGAAACGGAACUAAUUACUCUCGCCCUAUUAUGGGGAACAGUAGCAUUCGCCAACUUCCAGUCCGUGUCAACAGUCAAUAUCACCCUCUUCAAUCAGGACAUGUAUACUUGAAUCCACAUUCCCAAAUGGUACCCGCCGGGCCACUAAAUAUGCCUGUGUAUCUGCAUCCUUUUCCCCAGCCAAUUCAAGGAACACAAUUCAUGCCACAAGGGCAGCCUCAGCUUCUCCUUCAUCAAGCGAAUAUAAUGAAGUUUCAAGGUACAACGGCACAGCAUAUGCAGCUGCCUAUGGCACCCCCCUAUCAUAGCUGGUGAGAACCAAACAGUAGAAGCACCAACACAUCUUCCCUUCUUGCAGCAUUAUCCCUUUCCCUGGUGUCGACGGCUAUAUUUUCCAAUAAAUUGUGUGAUGACCCCCCGGUGCCAAAGUUUAUAGUUUCCGAUAGAUCUCUUAGCUGGAUCUUGGAGUGCUACCAAUUUUGUCAGGGUUCCGUAACUCAUCCUGCAACUUUAGAGCUCUACAGCUUUGCCCCCUGUCAGAUGCUUGCUCACAAUGUUGUGGCACACUGCCUGCAAAACAUAGCUCAUCACUACCUGCCUUAGGAUUUUAGCAUACAGAAUUAUGAUUCUGCUCCGUGAGGCUCGAUAACGUUUUUGCUUCGAUCAUCUGGACGGACUGCAGAGGUCAUCCGAGGAUUUUCUUUGUUAGCAAGGAAAGCCUCUGCUUGGGAUUCAUCAACAGCUGCAUUUUGAGGUGCAGACUCCGUAACUUUCGGUAUUGCUUCAUUUGUAUUGAGCACAGAAGAGUUAUUAGCCACAGAAAGUGGAAGGUUAGGGGGCGUCAGCAAUUGGUUUGCAGAUUUUGAAUCUGCAGGGGGUACGCUCCUCUGGACGGGCAACACGACAUCGAAUGAUGAAGAGGCAGGACGGACUGGUACUGAAAUGAGUGCCUGACUAGGUUUUUCAACUGCUAAAUGUAGGUUUCCAAUCGGCCUUGCCAUGGGAAUCAAUGGCGCGAUAUCAUUCUCUUCUGAAAUAGGGACACAGCGAAGCGGAUCAAACACUAUACCCUUCAAGACAUGAUCGGUGCCAGCUACUUUGACGGUUAGCAGAUAACCAGCCUCAAAGGUUCCAUCCAGCGUGCCACACACACUCUGCCCGAGUAGACCAUUAGUCUUUUGGCUUGAAGCGGCGGCAGAAUUAGGUUGAGUUGGGUUAACUUCAGAGUGGUGCCCGAAGCAGACACUUCUCGAAUGGACAGUUGGAUCAAAAUCGAUCUUCGGAAGGGUGUGAAAUGGAAGAGUUUGAGGACUCAUGCCAGACAAGGCAGCAAGAUCAACUUGAUUUGGAGUAACCUGAAUGCCAAGACUUGAAUUCGUAGCAGUUUGAACCCUGAGAGCACAAAUACUUUAGUUGAAUUAGUUCGACAAGCAAGUUGCCGGCCACUUAGACUUAUCUAAAUCAUACUUUUGGGGACGCCCGCGUUUGCGCUUCAAAGGUAAGUUCGCGGGAACAGGGACAGUCUCUUGAUUCUGUUCAGCCAUGCUACUAGUCCUAAGUUUUGAA